AUGACGCGCACCCAUCCACCAGACUCACCCACCCUACAACAAACCACGCGCAAAUACAUCCACAAUCGCGCCACCAUCGGUUCACCCCAUCCCCCCGGUAACCCACGCGCGAUAAUCGCCCCCACCGCCGGCCAACUCUCCUUCCACCCUAGCGCGUCGCACACAUCCACAAGUCCAGCCCCUCCCAUCCACCGCAAAUCGUCCGCACCACCAGCCCACCCUCUCUCCCCAGUCGGUACACCCGACAGGGUCCGAGCCGCCCUCACCCUCACGAGAUCAACGUCAUUCCCAAACGGGGCCCCCUCAACCCACUCUAGUUUCUCUGACCCGGCACCAUCAGCAAACCAUACAUCGACCUUAGCCGUCUUGCCCAACACGAUUUCCUCGCCUCUCCACCCGAUCCCACUCCCGGCCUUAGAACUACACUUCUCAUCACUCGUCACAGGCAACAAUCUCCCUAACCGCACCGAAAGCCGCCAAGCGAGUCCCACAAGACCCAGGGUCAACCUCCUCCUCCCUCUCACCUCCUCUACCCCUCCGGCCCUCGCUCCAACUACCCAUCCCCACCAGACCCGGCCCACUAAACCAAGCGCCAGGAGAACCAACACUCAACCCACCAACCCCCCACAGACCAACGACACGCACCACUCACAGAAGACCAACACCCCCCCACACACACACCACUGCCGCAAACGCCACACCCGACACACUCUCCCGCGAACCCCCCCUCUCGCGGCAAACCACCCCUCCCAUUCCGAACACCCAAGGAAUCCCUCGAGUAAAUCUAAGGCAUCCUCCCCUCCCGCCCCCUCAGCGCCCCGGCCCCCCUCCACGUCAGCGCAGAUUCUCCCCGUCACCAUUUCCCUUGCACCGCCCACUACUCCCUCACCCGUCAGUCCCUCAACACACCAAAUACCCUCUCAACCCCAGCUCCAAUUCUUCAGCAUCGCCCACGCCGGUCCAGUACCACCCACCACCUCCGCUCGCCGCGCUCACACCUCAGUCCCGCGGCCCACCUAUUGGAUUGUGGCUCUCUCCUCUCUCCUCUCUCUCACUCUCUCUCACUCGUCCCGUCUCUCUCUCUCUCAUCCCUCCUCAUCUCAUACUCUCUCUCUCUCUCUCUCCUUCUCUCUCUCUCUCCUCAUCUCCUCCCCAACACAGCCUCCUCCUCCCACUCCUCUCGUCCGAAUCGCCGCUUCUCUCGUCCAUCCAACCUUUCAAAAUCUCCGUCUCCCCUCUCCUACUCUCCUCACUCUCUCCCCCUCCCCUCCGCUCUCCCUCCCGUGCUCGUCCCCUCCCUCCAUCAGCAUAGACGCCAUCUCGGAGCCAAACUCCGCAUCCCCACGACCGUCAAUCAUCCCUCUCUCUCGCACCUCAACACUCUCUCUUCGCUCCUCUUUCUCGACUCAUAGGCCGCUCCUCCUCGCAUCUCCCCCCUUCCUCACUCUCCUCUACCCCAUGACUCUCCGUCUCUCGCUCCCCCUCGUUACCUCUCAUCAUGUCUCAUCCCCACUCCCGUCCCUCUCUCCUCCCACCUAUCAAUCCGGUCCCUCCCCCACCAUCACCUCAUCCCUCUCCUCCAGCCCUCCCUCGCCUCGCGACUCCACUCCCACUCCUCUCUUCCGUCGCUCUCUCCUCCACUCUCGCCUCCCUCUCAGCGUCUCCGCUCCUCAUCUCUCCCUCGCCUCUCUCUCCUCCGGUCUCAACCUCUCUCCUAACCACCUCCGCCCUCCUCCUCCCCUACUCCAACGACUCCUCCCUCCCCACAUCACUGGCUCUCCCUCCCUCCUUCAUCCUCGCUCUCCAUCACCCCCCGCCGCCUCGACUCCCUCACGCUCUCCUCUCCCCCCCUCUCCCCCCCUCCUCCUACACACAACCUCUCUUCACCGACUCAAUCCUCUCCCCUCCCUCUCCUCUCCUCCGCUCCUCCUCGGUACACCUCCCUCUCCAAGACCUCCUCCCCCCCCCUCUCAACUCAUCAUCCUCCCCCCCUCACUCCUCUCUCCUCCACCCUCUCGCCUCUCAUCUCCCUUACCCCUCCUCCCCUCGCGCCUCUCCUCUACCCCCCCUUCCGACUUCCCAUCGUCUCACUCUCCCUCCUACCUCUCUAUCUCCUCUCCUCUCAUCUUUCACUCCUCGAUCCACUCCCCUCCCCUUCUUCUCCCCUAG
Knipowitschia caucasica is the source of this 2169-nucleotide messenger RNA. The record is from the annotation of a GenBank genome assembly. Lineage: Eukaryota; Metazoa; Chordata; Actinopteri; Gobiiformes; Gobiidae.